Thunnus maccoyii (southern bluefin tuna) is the source of this 4550-nucleotide messenger RNA. It is a transcript of the gene nr2f6b, whose product is annotated as nuclear receptor subfamily 2, group F, member 6b. Gene Ontology annotation, molecular function: RNA polymerase II cis-regulatory region sequence-specific DNA binding; zinc ion binding; nuclear receptor activity. Bases 1654 to 2874 code for a protein of 406 amino acids. The transcript has 5 exons. The record is from RefSeq and is a predicted model, not a curated record. Gene Ontology annotation, biological process: anatomical structure development; negative regulation of transcription by RNA polymerase II; cell differentiation. NCBI's taxonomy places the organism in Eukaryota, Metazoa, Chordata, Actinopteri, Scombriformes, Scombridae.
UCCCUCAGCACACAGACACACGCUCACUCUCCCUAAAGGAGGGAGCGAGGCAGAAACACAGAGAGGGAUUGAGAGGAGGCUAUCUCUGGGCUGCUCUACACAGCAGCGUCUGGCUUUCACUGAAGGUCCGUGACCGUGUUUUUCCUGCUUGUUUGCCUAAUUUAUUCCUGUCGGGGCCAGCCGAAAGAAAGGCGGAAAGAAAAAAGAGGAACGGGGCAGAAUAGUAAAGAGUGCAACAGUACACCCUGACUCGCUGACAGGGAAUGCAGAGAGGUUCUGGCCUCUGGUUGUUACUGCUGGAUGGACAAGCACUGACAAAACAAGAGGAGGAAGAGAGAGACAACACUUUGUGGAGCUUUCAGAGAGGAGGUGCAACUGCAACUUAAAGGCCAAGAGACACUGGAGAUUUCUCAACUCUGCUUUUGUUUUUUUUUCUGUGACAUUUGAGCCUCUGACACCACAGAGGAGUUGGAGGAACCUCAAGAAAACAUAAUUUAACCGCAGACGACAGACCAGGAGGACUUCUUUGAUGAAACUUUGUUGCUGUAGAAACCACAGAGGCAUUUUCUAGGAGUGAAAGGAGUGCAUUGUCUUUCUCACUACUCUCUUGUUUUAAUAUUGAGCCUGAAAUCCGUUUCAGCAUUCUCUGGAUCUCUUUUUGGUUAUUUUUAGAGAACAGAUACUUAAUUGUGUGUAAGGUUUGGUGGUCAUCUCCUGCCAAAAUACCAAAAGAAAGAACAAAAUCCAAUUUUCCAAAAACUGUCCAAAGGUCUUUGCUUUUGGCAUGUGUGAAUGAGCAUUUGCAGGGAAAACUAUAAGCUGAUUUUUCCUUCUCAUCACUAUCACCUCUGCUUCUGUAACAGCCCCGACAAGUCAAGAGUGAGUCUGGACUAGAACUGCCUCAGAUCAGCAGAUAACACCUCUGCACGGCAGGAACUGGUUGGACUAGUUCAUAAGUUGGAGGAGAGGGCAGGGCAGUUUAACCCUGCCUGAAGGAGAGCUGUGUUUUAUUUUCCUCCCACUUGUCCUUUUGGGAGAAAGCAGUGCGCUGAGAGAGCGGAGAGAGAGACUGAGCUGCUUUUUUAUUUGGAGAGCGACUGUUUUGUCCCUCGUCACUAUGCUUAGGGAUAGGUGAGGUGUUUUUUUUUUUCCUUCGUUCACGGGGGGGGGGAGAGAAAGUGAGAGGGAGGUAGAAAGAGAGAGGGAGUCAAAGUGUAAUUUAUUGUUUCCUGUGAAAGAGCAGGCUGCACCCUUUUUCUCCUGCCUGAACUCUGAACCACUCAAUGUGUGUGUCUGAAGUUUUCUCAGACCUCGGGAGCCAUUGAUCGGAGGUCAGGGCAGAAAACACAGAGGUGAAAGACAAGAACAGAGCGAGCAGAGGGAUUAAAGAAGAGAGAAAACAGCACUGGGAAGGACCUCCAGGUCAUUCCAAACAGACGGCAAGGGAGGAAAGGUCAACACGGGGGAGUCCGAGACAACUUUUCAUCACACUUUUAAAUCUUCUUGGACAAAACCUGCUUUGAAUUUCAACCUGGAGUCACUGUGUUUUAGCCUGGAAUCAAUUUUUAGACUUUUAGGGUAGAAGGGUUGAAAGCCGGGGGACGGGGCGGGUCUGUGUAUGAUCCACUCACAGGGCUGCGUGUCUCAGAGAAUAUGGCCAUGGUGAGCGGGGGAUGGGGCAACCCCAACGGGGACAGUAAUGGACUGGGGGAGAAGGCUUACCUGAGGAGGGAGGAAGAGGAGGGCUCACCUCAGGCUGGAAGCAGCGAUGUGGACGUAGGGGACGAGGACAAGGCCUGCGUGGUGGACUGUGUGGUGUGCGGGGACAAGUCCAGUGGGAAGCACUACGGCGUGUUCACCUGCGAGGGCUGUAAGAGCUUCUUCAAAAGGAGCAUCAGAAGGAAUCUCAACUACUCCUGCAGAUCAAAUCGAGAGUGCCAAAUUGACCAGCAUCACCGCAACCAGUGCCAAUACUGUCGUCUGAAGAAAUGUUUCCGUGUUGGAAUGCGCAAAGAAGCUGUCCAGCGGGGCCGGAUCCCUCCAUCUCACUCAGGUAUCAGUCCCAACUCCCUGGCAGGUGGGGUUGGAGGACCAGGUCCGGGUCACGUUGGGGCAGACUAUUUCAACGGGCAACCGGUGUCAGAGCUCAUCACCCAGCUCCUCCGGGCUGAGCCGUACCCCAGCAGCCGUUAUGGGGCCCCAUACAGCCAGGCACAGAUGCAGGCAUCUGCGAGCGGAGCCUCCGUCAUGGGCAUCGACAGCAUCUGUGAGCUAGCUGCCCGGCUCCUCUUCAGCACCAUCGAGUGGGCCAGAAACAUCCCAUACUUCCCAGAGCUACCAGUCUCAGAACAGGUGGCGCUGCUGAGGCUCAGCUGGAGUGAGCUUUUCAUCCUGAACGCAGCUCAGUCUGCCUUGCCUCUUCACAUGGCUCCUCUGCUCGCAGCGGCCGGGUUUCAUUCGUCACCCAUGUCUGCAGAGCGCGUGGUGUCCUUCAUGGACCAGGUCAGGGUUUUCCAAGACCAGGUGGACAAACUCAACAGGCUGCAGGUGGACUCAGCCGAGUACAGCUGCCUCAAAGCCAUUGCACUCUUUUCACCUGAUGCAUGUGGUCUGACCGACCCAGCCCAUGUGGAGUCCCUGCAGGAGAAGGCCCAGGUGGCCCUGACGGAGUACGAGAGGUUGCAGUAUCCCAACCAGCCUCAGCGCUUCGGCCGCUUGCUGCUGCGCCUCCCCGCUCUGCGCGCUGUGCCAGCCAACCUCAUCUCCCAGCUCUUCUUCAUGCGGCUGGUGGGCAAGACACCCAUCGAGACGCUGAUCCGAGACAUGCAGCUAUCAGGGAGCUCCAUCAGCUGGCCCUAUGUACCGGGACAGUGAACCCCGCUGGCCUUCAGAGUGAGACGCACCGAGAUCAGAUUGGGGGAACACAGAGCUCACAAAGAUUACUACAAACACAAACUGAAUGUCAAAAUACAAACUGAGGAGUUUAACUUGUAGAGGUCAGCUGUUCCCGCAUUAGCUCUGUAAAGUUUGGUGGAAAUCACACCAAAGCUGCUUUCAGGGAAACAAAAUGCACGAUUGUCUUUAAACAUAUAUACAUAUAUAUAUAUAUAUAUGUUUGCAGCACUUGUCAGUUUUCUCUGAACUCCGUCUGAUCUCAUUUUGUCUCAUUCUGGACAAAAACAGGGCUUUAAUGAAAAUGCAGACUCUGACAAGAGGCCAUGUGCCCUUACUACCUCCUCCCAUAUCACCCCUUAUGUGACUCCGUUUGAACCCAGGCUCUGUGUGUUUUCUCUCUGCUUUAUUUUUUAGUCCAAAUAAAGCCAUAGCCGUAACUAUCACUUACAGGCACAGCUGGCCUUUUGUGGCAGCUUCAGAGCUUUAAAUUGUCACAACUGGGAUAUAUUGUGGUCACCAUUUCUAACUUAUGAACCCAGAAGUGGAAUGAAUUUGACCACCAAAUGAAUUUUGAAAAGAGUGCUCUACUGCGAAGUAUCAACUUGCACGCCAUUAAUAAAGAAAAACAGUCACAGCAUUGUAUUGUAUGUUAUACUGUAUAUGGUACAUACAUUAAAUAUUCAGUAUGUUAUAUACUUAAAGCCACAAUGUAAAGAAUUUAAAAAUUUCUGACUUUGACGCCCCCCAGUGGUAGUAAGAUAAAAGACAAUAUUCUACACAUAGUGGCUUUAAUAUAGUAUAUUAUACAAUGAUGAUUUUAGGCUUUAGUUUCCACUCUGCAAGUAAUGAAGCAGACAGGAAGUGGAGGUGAAUGUACUUUAUAAUACAGCAGCCUCUCAAACACACACCUGGCUCCUCAGACAGUGACAUCCCCGUCUAACAUUAUUACCUCAUGUUUUAUACAUCAAAGACAAAGAUUGUAUAGUGAACUGUUCAUGUGCUUAAGAUAAAUAUAAAGGGAUCAAGGUACCAACCUAUCAAUAAUAUUCCCCUGAAACAAAGACCUGUCUGUCCACCAGAUUUUUGGCCAAAGUAUAUCUGAAAAUGUUUUGAAGUGAAAUGUAAGAGGAAGUUUGACAGAUUGUACCUGAAAGCUACAGGGAGUCAGUGAUACUUCCUUUUCUAAAUUCCUUUGCUCUUAUGACGGUAGAAGUUUCAAAAAAAAAAAAAAAAAAGCAGUGUGUCAAAACAUGGUCAAAUGGACAGAGGUCACUUUGAGAUAACAGUAAUUAUUCUGCUUAUGCAAGGUACUCCACGUGUAUAAAGGUUAUGGUGUGUGUUGGUACUGAGAUAACAAAAAAAUUUUGUAUGAUUUUUUUUUUUAUUGUAUUACCUGUUAUUAUAUCUCAUUUUUAAAAAAGAAAACAAUGGCCAUGAUCCCUGAUGUGAUCAAACAACUUCAUCAACAGCCCAAAACGCUGUCCUUGUACCACUUUAUGUUGUUUGUUGGGAUAUAAACUAUAGUGAUUUGACUGUGUAGCUUUACAUUUAAAAGAACCAUGUUUCUAUGACCAUGCCAAACCUAGAAAUGCAAAGAAGUUGAUGUGGCUGAUUGGUUAUUUUUUGCAUUACUAGAAAUAAAAGUAUGCACAUUC